AUGCGUACACGAAGUUUCUCAAUGGGUUUUCAUUCAUUUUUCCGUAACCUACACAAAAAACGCAAAGUCAGAAAGGAUCGGCGGUUAAAUAAACCGCAGAAACAGCAGCAGCAACAGGAAGAUCAGCGUUAUCAGCAACAGCAGCAAGAGCAAGAUCAUCAUUAUAAACAACAGCAGCAACAGGAAGAUCAGCUUAAUCAGCAACAACAGCAAAUGCCAAAUUUGUCUUCUGAUGCAUAUAACUAUCCCUACCCACCAUUUCACAAACCGCGAGCAGUUCUUGCAGUCUACGAUUUCGAAGCCCUACAAUUUAAUGAGUGCAGCUUUAUCAAAGACGACAUUCUUAUCGUUUCCGACACCUCAAAUGAAUGGUGGCAGGCAACCAAUGUGCGAGCAAAAAAGGAGGGCCUUAUUCCUUCUAACUAUGUUUUAUCUGAUUUGUCUCAAUCAAUUGUUCUUGGGGCCUUCUUUGACGUUGAUCGUGCUGAAGCAGAAUACAAACUUCUCGUACCCGGAGUGCAAUUCGGAACCUAUAUUCUUCGGCCCUGCAUGGAAACUAACAUUCCUUACUCCCUUUCUGUCCGAGCUAAAGGAGUCGCGGUUAAACAUUUUCGCGUCUAUUUCGACGAAGCAGCAAGACAGUUUUAUCUUUCUGCGACUAUGCGGUUUUCAUCUCUUGAACAAAUGUUUACGUACUACCAGUCAAACACCAUCGAUGGUGAGGUGGGUUUGAUGGAACCGCGUUCACAUCGAGUGGUGGUGCCGAUGGAUUUGGGCGAAUGUGAAAUCAACUACGCAUACCUGACACUGGAACAGGAACUGGGAAGAGGCAACUUCGGCGCCGUCUACAAGGGUCGUAUUGGCAAUAUGCCGGUGGCAGUAAAGAAGAGCCUUAGUGAAAAUAGUGACAAAGCCUUCCUUGAGGAGGUGAAGGUGAUGCACAUACUAGCUCAUCAACGCAUCGUGCGCUUCCUUGGCUUCUGUCAUUCAGAGCCCGACAGGAGAAUCCUUAUCGUCACAGAGUUUAUGGCCAACGGCUCUCUUCUCGACUACCUUCAUAAGCCCGAAGGACGCUCUCUUCAAUACAGUCACCUCAUCAGUAUCAUUGAUCAGGUCGUAAAGGCAAUGGUGUAUCUAGAAAAAAUCAAAGUAGUUCACAGAGAUCUACGAGCCGCGAAUGUCCUCGUUCACGAGGACCGAUCUGUGAAGGUUGCCGACUUCGGAUUGACUUUAAUAAGUGGAGUCGAUCAGACCAAUGUCGCGGAUGCCUUCCCCGUUCGCUGGACUGCACCGGAAGUUUUGAUCCACCGUCUCAGACCGACUACAAAAUCCGACGUAUGGUCCUUCGGAAUUUUGAUGUUUGAAGUACUAACCUAUGGACAAACGCCUUAUAAGGAAUAUACGUGUGAACAGGUGCGUGAGCUAAUUAAAAGAGGAGAUCGGCUUGUAUCACCAUGCCAAUACGGACAUAGGUGCGAUGUGGAAGUAUAUAACAUAAUGGAAUCCUGUUGGAACAGACAACCAGAGAAAAGACCAACGUUCCGAGAAAUAAGUCAAAAAAUUGAGGGAAAUAUAAGAAAAAGAGAAGGAGUGUACUGCGCCACAUGGGAAAAUAAUUCAGAAAACUAA
Messenger RNA from Echinococcus granulosus, 1629 nucleotides. RefSeq names its product Tyrosine-protein kinase SPK-1. Gene Ontology annotation, molecular function: non-membrane spanning protein tyrosine kinase activity; signaling receptor binding; ATP binding. Gene Ontology annotation, biological process: protein phosphorylation; cell differentiation; cell surface receptor protein tyrosine kinase signaling pathway. The record is from RefSeq and is a predicted model, not a curated record. Lineage: Eukaryota; Metazoa; Platyhelminthes; Cestoda; Cyclophyllidea; Taeniidae. The transcript has 7 exons. The coding region runs from base 1 to 1629 and encodes 542 amino acids. Gene Ontology annotation, cellular component: extrinsic component of cytoplasmic side of plasma membrane.